Molecule: messenger RNA, 2567 nt
Organism: Paramormyrops kingsleyae
Lineage: Eukaryota; Metazoa; Chordata; Actinopteri; Osteoglossiformes; Mormyridae
Source: RefSeq, a predicted model, not a curated record
CAAAUACGCUGCCAAAAAUUCAGUGGUUUAAAAUACGAUCCGAAAUUCAACCCUCUACAUCCGGGACUAGCAGGAUGAGCAAUAGAUUGCCGAUAGAGUUCUCUUCGGGAACCGCGGUUAAAAUGGAGCAAGCGGGAGGCAGUGAAGAAGUACUGAGGUCGGCAAGACACCUUAUGUCUCUUCUGUCAAAUUUUCAAAGACAAGGAAGUGCAAGACCAUCUACCAGUCAGGAUAGUAUCAGAGCGAAUAGACAAGAUGGCCAAAACGAGAGAGCGGCAUCUGUCCAGGCAGAAAUGACAAGGUCAUUUCCUGGAUUGUUUUUGAGUCGGAGAGGAAAACGGCGCUUUACUGGAGUGUGUCCUGUGCCCAGUAAACAAAAACCAUUUAAUGUCAUGUUCCACCUGCUGCCAACCCAGUGUGAACGAAGUCCUAGUGGUCCCGAACAGCUGCUCCAUGCCCAGGCAGGAUUAGGACGGAGAACUGCCACCUUGGAUGAAAGCAUUACACACGAAGAGUUAUGCGAUAUCCUUAUUGAGCUGUAUCCAAAACUGGAAGGAAUAAGUGGUGGAUGGCUCCUGUACAAAGCAGGAGGAGGAUGGGGAAGUCGUAAACUCAUCCUAGUGGCUCCUGCAGACUGUGGAUAUACAGGCAGGAUUAUAAGAUCUGCAAAAACAGGAGAGAAUUCAGUCCUCUACAUAGCUCCUCUUCAGGAGGAGUUGGAUACUGCACCUUUGCCAGCAACUUCUGAAGCCUUCCGUAACAUGCCUAAGGCACUGUGCAAAAAGUGUAACAUGUCUUAUCCGCUCCAGGUUCUAACAGAACAUAUUAAAUCAUGUUCUGUUGUUGUGGUGGAUGAUGACGAUGACGAUAGGGUGGAAGAUGGGAAAUGUGACACUAAGCACAUCACUGAAGAUGUGAACAAUGUACAGACCUGUUGUCCUAUAUGUGAAAAAGAAAUGCCUCUUGAUGUGUUGGAAGUUCAUGCAAGUGGAUGUGGGGAAAGAACAAUGGAGGAUGAAAUGAACAUUUCAAUGGAAGUGACUCAUUUGGAUAGUGAUUGGAAGACUCACCCUGAUCCUAAAAUGGCUGCAUACUUGUAUACUUGUGAAAUCCUCCGUCUCCAUGAGACAGGGAAACCUCUUUUCAUGUACAUGGAUUUGAGAUCAAGCCCUGAACAACAGGAGAGGGAACUGAUAAAUUUCUACAAGCAAACAAACAUAGAGUGGGCAUGUCCCGUUAGAUGCCAACUUCAAGGAGACGCUGCAAUUGGUGAUGGAGUCACGAGGCACUUUUUUUCCAUAAUUCUGGAAAAACUCAAAUAUGGUUUCAGUUUGAACAUGGGAAACACAGGAAUAACUUGCUUGUUUGAAGGGCAGCCAGACCACUUGGUGCCGUCCUCAUCCCAGUUCCUAAUUGAAAGCGACCUUUUCCUAGUGGCGGGCAGAAUGCUAGGCCACUCUUUCUUGCAUGGGGGCCCACGUCUGGCAGGGGUCAGCAGAGCUUUCGUUCAUGUGCUACUUCUUGGUUCACAUGAUACAGCCACACUGCAAUUGGAGGACUGCCCAGAUAUUGAUCUGCGAGAAACCAUCACCUUGCUUGAUGGACAGUCUCCAUUGAAUGAGGACCAACACAGAAAAGUAUUGGAACUCUGUCUCUCUUGGGAUCUGCCUGGUCCAACAGAGGAAAACAGAAGAUGGCUUUAUGAGCGCCUGCUGUCACAUGCGGUAAAUUUAAUUGUUCUUGGGAGAAGAACCCGCCAAAUAAAACAAAUCAGACGAGGACUGAAGGACACCCUGGUUUGGCCUCUUCUUACUGAGAGAAAGGAUGUGGUGUUCUUCCCAAUGGAAUCUGAGGAUUCAUGCACCCCUGAUAUGGUACUUUCCCAUGUAUCCUGGCCUAAAAACUGUGACGGUGUAAAUGAUGAUGACAAUGAAUGCUCACCUGAUACAGUGGAACAGAUCUCAGGGUACUUGAAGCAAUUCAUUGAGACAGCAUCCAGCAAGGACCUAAAGAACCUUUUAAAGUUUUGGAUCAGAUGGGAAGUUGCAAGGGAAGAUUUGACAGUGGAAGUCAUGAAUGGUGAUCUCCCAAGAUCCUCUACCUGCUUCCAUAUCCUGAGGCUCCCAGGGCACUAUGCAGAUUUCCAGUCCUUUAAAAAGGACUUGAUGAUGUGCAUAGGCUCCUGCAAAUAUGGUUUUGGUCAUAUGUAAUGUUUAAAUGCUUAAAUGCUUGACUGUAUGGUACAUGUUAAGUUUGCACUGAUGGCACUGUGUGGUGCUGCUGCACUACAGUGCUGUAAGUUUUUGUUAGUAUUUGUGCUACUGCUAGAGUUGUUAUUGUACUAUUGUAUAGCAAGUCACUAUACCAUUCCUUAAACAUUUUCCAAACUAAUGUUAUUGUGACAUUAUACAUACUGUUACUAUGGAACACUACAGUGAAGCUGAAUCAUCAUAUGUUGCCAAAAAGAAAGCACUAUAAGGUACAGUUGUUUAUUUACAUUACAGUAAAUGUACUCACUGGAUGUGCAAACAAAGUUCAAAUAAAACAAUGGUCUUUUUGAAAAAUAA